Messenger RNA from Vombatus ursinus (common wombat), 2031 nucleotides. RefSeq names its product glucosaminyl (N-acetyl) transferase family member 7 (gene GCNT7). The record is from RefSeq and is a predicted model, not a curated record. Gene Ontology annotation, molecular function: acetylglucosaminyltransferase activity. The coding region runs from base 699 to 2006 and encodes 435 amino acids. Gene Ontology annotation, cellular component: membrane. Lineage: Eukaryota; Metazoa; Chordata; Mammalia; Diprotodontia; Vombatidae. The transcript is spliced from 8 exons.
UAAGAGACCCACAGGUCAAAAUAAAUGAGACUGAAAUUCUCAGGGGACAAAAGGGCAACAAAACCUGCCAAGCAACUCUGUUCAUGUGAUUCAAGCUGGAUCUGUUGAAAGAGAGGACACUGAUAGAAGUCGAAAACAAAUCCAGGAAUGAACCCUGCUGUGAUUCUGCUCCGUGGGAUCUGAGAGUUGCCUUUUAGAGAGAAUUCUGCUUAAGCCAAAAUUUCAAACAUAAUGAAAUAGCAUGGAUUAUGUAAAAGUUUUUCCAGCCAUUCCUCAAUCGAUGGGCAUCCACUUUGUUUCCAGUUCUUCGUAACCAUGGGGAGUGCUGAUAUGAAAAUCUGCAACUUUCUCAUUUUACAGAGGAGGAAAUGGAGGCCCAGAGAAGUUAAGUAACUUACCCAAGGUACUCCAUAAGAACAUUCAGCAAUUAAUUAAGGUGACAUCCAAUAUUCAAAAUCAGUAGCUAAAACUGAUCUUUACCACUUCUAAGAAGCAAAAGGAAGAACAGCAAAGGCAUGGUGGUGGGCCCUGCCAUUUUGAAACACCUAAUACACCCCAGGGAAGAGAAGGAACUCAUCUACUGAGCAGUAAGGAAGAUUAUGGCUCCUUAUACCUGUAACCAUUGGAGGAAGAGAGAGGAGGUUUAAACAAAUAUUUGUUCAAACUAUGGUGAAGAGAAAGUGCCUGGAGGAUAAAAAAUGAACCAGCUGGAUGCAACAAAGUCAGGAUUUUUAGUGUGCAUUGGUAUUUGCAUUUUUAUCUUCAUUUUUCUUUAUGUGAGGAAUACAAUUCCAGAUGAAUCAAAAGAAGAACCAACCUACCCAGAAUCGACAGACUGUGGCUUUUAUCCAGAUGAAAUAUGUUCAGCCCUUUUUGAAGGGAAAGGGGCUGCCCCUCAAAUUGGACAACUCUGUCAGCAAAACACUCACCAACCUGAAAUAACCCCUUGCCUAGGGACACCAGGCACCUGUAACUGCUCUCUGAUUUUUCAGGGGCUGCAUUUCAUAACAAGACCCUUGUCUGCAGAAGAGGGAAAUUUCUCCUUGGCAUAUAUCAUAACCAUUCAUAAGGAAUUAGCUAUGUUUGUGAAACUUCUCAGAGCUAUUUACGUCCCUCAGAAUGUUUACUGCAUACACAUUGAUGAAAAAUCACCCCAGAAUUAUAAAACUGCAGUGAAAAACCUGGUUGACUGUUUCGAAAAUAUUUUUAUUUCAUCAAAGAGAGAGACUGUGAUUUAUGGUGGAUUUUCAAGACUACAGGCAGAUAUUAAUUGUAUGAAAGACCUAGUGAGCUCCACAUUUCGGUGGAAGUAUGUAAUAAACCUUUGUGGGCAGGAUUAUCCAAUCAAGACAAACAAAGAAAUCAUACAAUAUAUCAAAAGCAAAUGGAAUGGUAAAAAUGUGACUCCAGGAGUAAUUCAGCCCGCGCAUAUGAAAUACAGGACACACCAAAGUUACAAAGAAUAUGUUCAUCAGGGAAAUUCUUAUGUUUAUCCAACUAAAAAAGAAAAAAAGGAUCCCCCGCACAAUUUAACAAUAUACUUUGGAAGUGCUUAUUAUGUACUGACUAGGCAGUUUGUUGAAUUCACACUGACAGAUGUCAGGGCAAAAGACUUGCUUGAGUGGUCAAAAGAUACAUACAGCCCCGAUGAACAUUACUGGGUUACACUGAAUAGAUUAAGAGAUGCUCCAGGUGCUACCCCAAAUGCUGAGUGGGAAGGACAUAUUCGGGCUAUUAAAUGGAAAGAUAUGGAAGGAGUUGUUCAUAAUGGCUGCAAAGGACAUUAUGUUCGAGAUAUCUGUGUAUAUGGACUGGGAGACUUACAGUGGAUUAUUGAAUCCCCUCACUUAUUCGCCAACAAAUUUGAGCUCACAACAUAUCCACUUGUGAUGGAAUGUUUAGAGAGAAGAUAUAGACUUAAAGUACUAAAUCAGGCAGAGGUCCCUUUAGAAUCACAUUGGCAUUUACAAGAGACUUGCUAUUUUAAUAUGAAAAUAAAUAUUUGAUCAGCAAAUAAUGCCUACUGUCAAA